AUGCCUGAAGCCUUUAUGUCUUACCACACAAGCGUAAACGUUCAUUUCCUUUUCCAGCGCUUUGCCAAGCAGUCGUCAGCGUUUGCGAAACUCGCUAAGAACGAAGACAAGUUCGAUAACCAGCUGGAUGAUGAGCUGCGGCAGAAAGAAAACAAACCUAAAAACAAGUGCCAGAAGUUCCGCCACAAGGGAAAGCAUGCUCUUCAUUCACGAAUUGUCCUCGUUGUUGUCGUCUUCCUCUGCGUCGUUGACUGCAUUCUGGUCAUUGGAGAACUCAUUCUGGACAUGCACGCCAUUAAAGAGGCAGCAGGUGGAAGCCAUGGAGAUUCGCACGAUAGCGGAGUAACACAUGGCAACGGAACCGAUGUGAAUCACUACGAGCCUGCUUUGGUAGAUCAUCAUGGGGAGAAAGGACACGAGGCCAACCCAGCAUACAACUCCUCCAGGCAUCGGCGAUCUGACAGCAAAGCUCACGGUGAUGGGCACGACAGGGUCGCUAACGGGGACCACGGAAAUACAGGGGACCAUGUGGAAAUCAAUCAUGGAGAAGGCAGCCAUGGAGGAGGCCAUGCAGGAAACCACGGCGAUGGUCACCAUGCACAUUCCAUUGAGCAGCAAGUUGCGCACGCCUUUCAUUUUGCCAGCAUUACUAUACUAGGAAUUCUUAUGGUAGAGACUUUGUUUAAGAUAUUCUUUGAAGGAAGAGAAUUCCUGAAUAAAAAGAUUGAGAUGUUCGACGCCUUCGUAGUCAUUGUUUCCUUUAUAAUUGAUCUGGCUUUCCUUGAAGGAAUAACGACACUUCCGCUCCAGGAGUCUGCUUACAUACUUAGCUUCAUUUUACCCUGGAGGGUGAUUCGAGUCGUGAAUAGUUUGGUUGUGGCCGUCUUGGAUCAUGAACAUUUCAAGCUCCUACUGGUGUACAAGUCUAAAAAGUACCUGAAAAAGCAAAUGGACGAAAUGCAAGAGGAUAUACAUGUGAUUCGAAAACAACUUCAUGCCGUCAAAGCCUUGUGCAUUGAAGCUGGGACAGAGGAAUGGAUUGUUAAUCAGACAAUUGUUCGCAUCGCCGGUCAGUUCCAAAAAAAGCAAAAACAUGCGUUGUCGUCGUUUGCAAGUCUCACAGCUGGAGCGGUCAUCGACGAGAAGAGGAGUUUCAGAGCGAGUAAGAAAAGGAAUGUUGAAAAGGACAUUAACAUAAACAACGAAGCCAAGAAGCUAAUGCAUAUACACAAAGGCAUCGCAUCGGGUGGUGACGAUGAAACGCCUAAAAGUUCUCGAAAAUCAAACGGUGGAGGUUACAAUGUGGUCGAUGAAAAGAAAAAUGGCAAGUUUUCACAGCAGAAAGGCGAUGCACCGUCUAGCGCUACACGGCCUUUGUCGUUCACUCCUACGGAUGAAGAUGGUUUGGAGUUUGCUGAUGAUGCCUGA
Molecule: messenger RNA, 1428 nt
Organism: Liolophura sinensis
Lineage: Eukaryota; Metazoa; Mollusca; Polyplacophora; Chitonida; Chitonidae
Exons: 8
Coding region: 1-1428 (475 amino acids)
Biological process (GO): proton transmembrane transport
Cellular component (GO): plasma membrane
Molecular function (GO): voltage-gated proton channel activity
Source: RefSeq, a predicted model, not a curated record